GCCGGGGCCGGGCCGCUCGGUGCGGGGCGGCCAUAAAUCACGGCGGGCAGAGCCCCCGCCCCGCCGCCGCCCCCGGGACCGGGCAGGGGGGGCCCAGCCCCGCCGCCGCCACCCCCGCCCCCAGCCCCUGCGGAUGUGGCGGAGCGGCCCGGCCGCCCCGCACCGGCCCCGGCACCGGCCCCGGGGGGCCCCGCUCCGCCGAGCCCCGCACCCCGCCCCGCUUCCCGCCCGGCGCUGAGCCCCCGCCGCAGAGCCCACCCCGGCACCAUGCAUUCCCUGGAGGAGCCCCUGGACCUCAAGCUGAGCAUCUCCAAGCUGCGAGCUGCCCGCGAGAAGCGGGGCCCCUCCGGCCCUCGCCCCCGCGCUCCGCAGCGCCCGGACACCCCGCCGGCCGGGGAUGGCCGAGGGGGCGGCCGUGGGGGGCGCCGGGCCGUGCCAGCCCCGCCGUCCCCCGGGCUCCUGGGACACUCCAGGCUGCUGGAGCCGCGGGAUGGACGCUUCCCGGCCGCCGUGCCGGUGGUGGACCUCAGCCUCUCGCCCCGCUCCGGGGGGGAGUCUCCGGCUGGCAGUGCCUCGCUGUCCCCUGAGCGCCAGGGCAGCGGGGACCUGCCCGGCCCCCUCACCCCACACGAUUUCCAGUCCCUGCGCUACAUCGAUGGCCUCCCCAGCUCCUUCCAGUUCUUCCUGCCGCUGGGGGCUGGGGGGGCCCUGCACCUGCCCCCCACUGCCUUCCUGCCCCCCAGCAAGGAGAAACGGCUCCCCCCCGAGCUGCCCCUGCCCAAGCAGCUCGUCUGCCGCUGGUCCAAGUGCAACCAGUUCUUUGACCUCCUGCAAGACCUGGUGGACCACGUCAACGACUUCCACGUCAAACCCGAGAAGGACGCGGGGUACUGCUGCCACUGGGAGGGCUGUGCCCGCCAUGGCAGGGGCUUCAAUGCCAGGUACAAGAUGCUGAUCCACAUCCGGACGCACACCAACGAGAAGCCGCAUCGCUGCCCCACCUGCAACAAGAGCUUCUCCCGCCUGGAGAACCUGAAAAUCCACAACCGCUCGCACACAGGUGAGAAGCCCUACAUCUGCCCCUACGAAGGCUGCAACAAGCGUUACUCCAACUCCAGCGACCGCUUCAAGCACACCCGCACCCACUACGUGGAGAAGCCCUACUCCUGCAAGAUGCCGGGCUGCCACAAGCGCUACACCGACCCCAGCUCCCUCCGCAAGCACAUCAAAGCCCACGGCCAUUUUGUGUCCCCCGAGCACCCGGAGAUGCUCAAGGUGCACCCGCCUCCCAAAACGCCCCUGGGCUCGGCGGAGGUGCCGUACGUUAACGGGGCGCAGCUCGUCAUCCCCAACCCCGCCGCGCUCUUCGCUCCGCCGGGGCUGCCGGCGCUGCCCAUCCCUUUGGCACCGGCACCGCUCGACCUCAGCGCCCUGGGCUGCGGGGCUGCGGGCGCGCUGCCCGCUCUGCCCGGGCCCGUCCUGCCCCUCAACGGCGGCCCCUUGAACUUGGCCAAGAGCCCGCUGCUGCCCUCGCCCUUCGCGGCGGGGCUGGGGCUGCCCGUCAUGUCGCUGCUGGCCGGCGGGGCCAAGGCCGAGGGGGAGAAGGGCGGCGGGGCCGAGGGGCGGCCGCCCAAGGCGGGCAAGGGGCUGGAGAGCCGCAAGGAGCGGGGCGAAAGGACGGAGCCGGGGCGGCCGCGGGUGCCCCCCGAGAGCCUGGCGCUGCUGCCGGGGGCCGUGCUCGACCUCUCGGCCGGUGUCAGCUCGGGGGGCAGCCCCGAGGCGCUGCCCCCCGGCUGGGUGCUCAUCCCCCCCGGCUCCCUGCUGCUCAAACCCGCCGCUGUCAACUGAGGGGUCCGACGAUGCCCGGGGUCAGCCGCCGGCCCCGUGGGCAGAUCCCGCUCCCUGGGGACGGGGGGCUCGGCCGCCUCCUCCCCCUGCAGCCCCGGCGGGGCCUCGCUCGUGCUUUUACCUGUCACGAAAGAAGAACGGACUCUUCUGAGAAAAGCAAUAAUCCCUCGGCGGCCGGAGCCGGCUGCGACCCCAUGCUGGGGGCAGGUGGGGCACAGGGGGGUCCCCCUGCCCUUUCCCCGCCCCUCCCCGGCCCUGGGCAGCCGGAUACGCCGCUAUUUAUUUCUCGACCAGCCCCCUGCUCCGACAGGGUCCCGCUUGGGCUCUCCUGCUCCCGCUGACACGGCGUCUCCCUGCCCGAGGCCUCGGUGCUGCUGUGGGGGCUGCAGCCCCCGGGCUCCUGCCGCACGGACAGCGGGGUGACAGCCGGGGGAACCGCCCGCUCCCGCAGCCCCGAGCCGUGCCCGGCCGUGCCAUCCCAGCCCCGCACGGCCGGCAGGGCCGCGGGCAGUGCCGCAGCCACGGCACCCCGUGCCGGGCCCAGCUGGCUGGGCACUGCCGGCCUGCCGCCCGCCUCCUCCUCCUCUCCCGUCCCGCCGCCUCCCCGGCCCUCCCGUGACAAGGCACACGGCCGCGUGUGCUGCUCGCCGGGGGCACAGCCCCCCUCUAGCUACGUUCAUACCUAACCACACCGCGAGCGCAUGCGGGCAGCGCGGGCACCGGCUGCGGGCACCCGGCCGCUCCUCGGGAUGCUCCCGCUGAGCCCCGGCCCUGGGGCAGCGCGCCCAGCCGCAGCACGGGCGCACUCGGAGCCCCCCCCGGGGGUCACACACAUCGUCCCGCUGGCUCCGAGCCCCGGGGGUCUCCCCGGUGUUGCCCUCCCGCGCUGGAGGAGCCCCCGUGCCCGCAGGGAGCCGGUCUCCCUGCCCUCGGCUGCCCUAGCCCAGCAUGGCCGCGGGCCCUCGACCAGGCCGCCCCGGCCGGUGAAACGUCUCCUCGCUCCUCGUCGGUUUGUUGUUGCACAUUCCAGGACAUCAGUAUUUUAACGGUCUCGAAGUGCCUUUCUAUCGUAGUUUCUGGGUUGUUUUUAUUUUCCUCCUGUUGGGCUCCAUCGCUGUUAGCGUAGCGUGUAUGGACUGCACAAGUACGAGAUAAGCUAACGACUGUAACACUAUAUUCGUCCAGGGGAGAGGAAGUUUAUUAAGAAAACAAUAAAGUGAAGUUGAAGUAA
This is a messenger RNA of Oenanthe melanoleuca, 3079 nucleotides long. RefSeq names its product GLIS family zinc finger 2 (gene GLIS2). The coding region runs from base 268 to 1848 and encodes 526 amino acids. Gene Ontology annotation, molecular function: RNA polymerase II cis-regulatory region sequence-specific DNA binding; DNA-binding transcription factor activity, RNA polymerase II-specific. Lineage: Eukaryota; Metazoa; Chordata; Aves; Passeriformes; Muscicapidae. Gene Ontology annotation, biological process: smoothened signaling pathway; regulation of transcription by RNA polymerase II. Gene Ontology annotation, cellular component: nucleus. The record is from RefSeq and is a predicted model, not a curated record. The transcript has 6 exons.